Messenger RNA from Marchantia polymorpha subsp. ruderalis, 5617 nucleotides. The record is from the annotation of a GenBank genome assembly. Lineage: Eukaryota; Viridiplantae; Streptophyta; Marchantiopsida; Marchantiales; Marchantiaceae.
GUAAAGCAGGGCUGCAUGUGAUGUGACACACAGAGAGCUGAGGUGUUUGCGCGCAAGCAGACGGUGAAAUUUCGGUUGAAGGAGCCUAUGGGCAUCGAUCCUCGAUCACGAGUUCGAACAAGGGAGCUGAUCGAGUUUCGUUGCGAUCCGCGAACGGAAUAGAGGAAUGUCCUUGCUGCGACUAGCGCAUGCCGAGGUCCGCGCAGCGCGCAAUCUGGAGCGCUUUUGGAUGAUGGAGACUUGAGCAUGAAUCUCGCGAGCUCGAGAAAGUAGAGUGCGGGAAACAGAUCGAGGCGAUUGAGACGAUUGGACCGAUUGUGUGAACUCGAGCCGUGAUAUGGAGCAAUUGCAUUGGCCUGCUGGAGAAUAUUGGAGACUACACCAGCAGGAGCGUCACGGGUUCAGCAUAAUAUGUCAAGGGCUGCAGCAUAUAUAAUUUUCUCCUCUGUGCUGGGGAGAGAUAUCAAAAACCAGAUGAGCGCGGACAAAUGUGGUUUGAAAUGGAGGGCUGUUCUUGAGUAGAGGAGUGUACAGACGCUUGCAAUCUCGAUGUCGAUGCCGGAUAUAUUCAUGUCUCUUUCCUUUGAGGUGGCUACCGUUGAAGCAGAAAGGAAUGUGCUUCUUAGAGAAUUGGAAGCAGGCAAGGAACAUUAGGAGUGGUCGUGAAAUUCAAGAUAUCAAUCCGGGAGACGAUUUGAUGCAGGAACCGUGGAGUUUGUAAUAGGUGUAGACGCCACGUUGUGGGAGGAGGCUCGAAAAGCAUGGGAGGGUGCGUUUCCACUCCUGGGAAAUCCAAGCGUCGGCGUACUAGAAAUGCUUUUGCAAAAGCCCGGCGAGGAUCUAGAGGAUCCGCUAACUUUGUCAUACCCGUCAAUCAAUCAUCCCUGGAUGUUGCAAAUCACAAGUACGAAAUAGGGCAUAAUGCAAAACGGGAGUUCGCUGACGGUGGACCAGGCAAUGCCUUUUUGCUUGAACGGCCUGUACAACAAGUUAACGCAAAUGGGCACGGGCAUCCUUACUUGGAUCAUCAGCAUUCUGGAGCAGGAAAUUCUCAUGGAAGCAAAGAAGAGAAAUUCUUUGAAACAGACGUGUCAUUCAACUCAGAUGAUGAGUACAUGAGUGUUUGUGGUGAAUUUUCAAAUUCAGCUGGUAACAGCCUCUCAUAUCCCUCGAACAAUGCAACCGCUGGCCACCGGCCCUCCAUAGCAGAAUUGCAGGUUGGAAUGGCGCAGGCUGACAAACAUUUCGGUGUUUCUUCUGGAAAGGUUAUCUCUUCAACAUACCAUGCCAACGAUGAAGGGAUACCAAAUGGGAUAGCUGCAUUAACGGGUACUACCCCAGAGAGCUUCAAAGUCGGCAGUAAAUCCUUGGAUCGUUCACCAAGAAAGAGCUUUCAGUCAACAUCCGCAGAGGAGAAAAGCAUUGCCAACCGAGGAAAAUUUGAAAAGUCUGUGUCUGAUCUUCCGGGAAGAAAGGUCAUCAUUUCAGAUACUUCAUCUGGACGUAAUUCUGCACCCGUCGCACCUUCAGGGACCGGAGGAAGUCCGAAGGCCAGUGAAUAUAGAGGGGUCUUUGAUAACAUGUGUAUACCCCGCUUACGGACAACUAUGACCCAAAGCAGAAGCCGUCCUAUCAGUCCUCGGAACUUUAAGAAGAAGAGCAGUCUGAUGAGAUUUUCAUUCAAGCGUCACACCUCUACGGAACAACAUGACGAUCAUGAAGAUGAUCCCGAUUCUUCCGCGAGAUACUUCAUUGAGAGACCACUAGCUGGAUCUCAGGUGCCACGAUGUUCCUCCGACAAACCUGUAGAUGGGUGCUGGUCUGAGGUGGAGCCUUCAGUAUUUAAGCUCCGGGGAAAGCACUAUUCAAAGGACAAGAAGAAGUUUGCUGCUCCAAACUAUUCUCUGUUUGUUCCAAUAGGAGUCGACCUAUUUAUGUCAUCGCAGAAACUUGACCAUAUUGCGCAGUAUGUGGAGCUCCCAUCCCAAGAUGUUGCACUUGGAGCAGAUACGCUUCCAGGUGUUUUCAUCGUCAAUGUCCAGCUUCCAUUAUACCCACCUGCAAUUUUUAUGGGCGAUGGGAAUGGUGACGGAUUGAGUCUAGUUUUAUAUUUCAAGCUUUCAGAGGAGUCAGUGAAACAAGCACCUACCUUCGUGAAGGAUAUGCUAAGGAAAUUUGUGACCGAUGAGGUGGAGAAAGUGAAAGCUUUUGUAGGAGAGUCACACCAUCCUUUCAGAGAUAGGUUGAAAGUCGUUGCGCGGUUGGUCAAUCCUGAAGAGAUACAUUUCAGUGGAGCUGAAAAGAAGCUUCUUGUGAACUACAACGAGAAACCUGUUUUGUCUCGACCGCAACAUUUCUUUUAUAGGGGGGCAAAUUACUUAGAGGUGGACUUGGACGUUCACCGAUUUAGUUACAUCGCGAGGAAAGGAUUUGAUACGUUCAGAGAACGUUUAAAACACUGCGUUCUAGAUAUCGGUUUGACACUUCAGGCGACAAAGCAAGAUGAGUUACCAGAGCAGGUGCUAGCUGCUGUGAGACUGCACAAGCUUGACUUUGGUGACUACAAAGUCAUGCAGGCAGGUAGUACUGUCGCCUCCGUGAAAUCUGAAGACGUAAAUGGUGUGCCCGGCUCGCCGUGAAGGUAACGUGUUGUAGGCAUCUAUCUCAGUGGAUUAAGAGACUUAACUUAACUUUUCAUACUCGCAGCUGUCGAACUGAACUAACGACAGUUCAUGAAACAAGCAAAUUGCAAUCAACCGAAACUGUUCGACUGCAAUCAGGUUAAUGCAGGCGACAAGGUUUUGAUGAUCAUCUUGUGGCAACAAGUUUCUGAUCAAUAACGGUAGGUCAAUAAAGAAAAUUUUGUAUGGUAUUGUGGCGUGUUUUCAACGCGUCACUUCAUUCUUUCUUCACUGCUCCCAUACGUCGAGCGAGAAGUGUACAGCAUGAACCUGGAAAAAUGAAUAGUGAAAGAGCUCUGAUGGUUCGUGACGAAAUUACUACACACCGCUCUGAAGAUUGACUAUAUUCUUUGGGUGGUUGAGUGUUUAUGCGGUAGUUCAAGUUUCGGAUACAUGCAUUUGGUUCUGCCUUCUGAGGACAGAAUAUAAAUUUUGUUGCUGGAUUGUAUCAGCCUUCUGCUCAGAUUUCGUCCCGUUGGGGUUUUUUUUAACAAUCGUUUCAGUUAUGUGUUGUCAUUUGGAACGGCAAACUGUUCCUUCUACAAGUAGCUCUUUCUUUUGUAAUUAUCAAAUUCACGUUCCAGACUGUAGCGAUUGUAUUUUGCUUCCUCCAAUCUUUCCAGCUGUAUUCUGGAAGAUUUUAGUCCCAAUUUUAGUAAAUGUUAUCGACCAGCACUUGUAGGACUUGACAGUAAAUAAAGGAUUCAAGGGAUAAAAGCAGAAACUGGUCUUCUUUGAUCGUUCUGUGCAAUAUUUUGUAACUUCGUGCUGUUAAAAAGUUCUUCUGCGCUAAUGGGAUUGGAAUCUUUAUGGUUUGUUUUUUCUUCUUGUUUUUUCUGUUUCAGUCUAAGUGUAAAUGAAGUCUUUUUGAGUUCUUGUACAAUUCUUCACCAAGUGUGAAUGAUUGGAAGUGCGUUAGUAUUUCAAACCCGUGAGGUUUGUUGCAAAACUUGAAUAUAAACAUCGUGUGUUUGCACUAGUCAUAAAAAUCGGGAAUCCGUUUUGCACAAACACCAAACGGAAUCAUGACCGGUAAUUGCUAGUUUUCUGAGCAACGUGUUUCCAACCUGUUGGUGCUAUCGUAAUUUCUUACGGAGAGCGUGGUGAUCCCUAUAUGGUAGAUAUUUUUUAUUUCAGACACAGAAUUCUACAUCGCUCUUGCAUGGAAAACACAUGGCCACACUGGCAGCUCCGACUUCCCGGUCAAGUUCUAGUUCCAAACAUUGUUUCUGAGUUGACAACGAGGACACGUUCUAAUCACUCGGGUGUUAGCAAGGGACACACCGUGACUUCAUGCUACAUUCUAUCAAAGACCCGGCCGCGCACCAACAAAAGAUAAAACAGUGACGGAGAAUCUAUUCCUUUGUCAUGGUCAGCACGCCGAAGAUUGGCGACGUUUCUUGAGGUUAGAAACAGUAUGCAUGAGUGUUCAACAGCGAGGCUAGAAUGUGCACGAGGGCAGCAAGUGAGUUUUUAGAUGUAGCAUAGUUACAUUUUGUAACUUAAGUUCUCACCGCGAUUACAGGUCGUGACUGGAACGAAUUUCUUUCUAUGCAGUAUUUUCUCUAUCUUCCUCCUGUGCCUACAAAUGGAGAAAACAGAUUGCUGCCAGUCACGUUGGUAAGCGGGUCCAUCGUCCCAGUUGCCAUGAUCCUAUUUGAUGUCCAGCCCAGUGAGAUGGAGUGUCAGAAAGCUAGACCAGCAGGAAAUACAAUGUGUUACACAAGCAGUGAGAAAGGGCUAAGUGGCUAUAUAAUAGAUGGGAAGAAAUAAAACAUGUGGUUUCAUUUCCAGCUAUAAACUUUGAGGCGAACUCUCGUUACUUUUGCACAUGGGAGAGAAAUGCUCGUGGAGCCCUCUGCACAUCGAUAACCGCAAUGACAUGCGAUGCCAGCAACUUUACGCCAAAGGAGCUCCGAACUUCUCUCGGCUGCUCGCCGGCAUUCCCAGUGACAGAACCUUGUGCGUGGAGUGUGUCCAGCCGAUUCUCCAAGAGUACAACUCACAGCCCUCUUCUUCUUCUUCUUCUUCGCUGAUCCCUUCAAUAUACCACCGCCAUUUUCAAGCAGCUAGCAAAAUAUGGCUCGCCCAAUCGCCCGCCUUAGCUUUCUCAAGGCAGCGGGUUCAUGUCUGCCUUGUGAGAUCAGGAUGGAGAGGCUGGAUAGACUCUCUCUUUAGUCACGGUAGGUCGGUGACCCGAUGAAUGCAGCUCGACAUCUGCUUCCGCUCACUGAGCUGCAAAUGUGACUCACGUUUGAGACCAUUACGGGAACCUCUUGGAUCGAUGAAUAUUCAUCACAGCAAACUGAAUUCAGCGGUAGCUGAAUGUGGAAGAGGCGACUUGACUGCGAUACCCAAAAGCGAAAUGUACCUCAAUAUCAGGCACCGCGAUCUGACUGAUCUCUGCGGAUACCUUGAAUCGAAACAGCAGUAAGUCUUGUUGUGCAACAGGAUUAUGCAGAUUCGGUCCAUCUUGUAAUACAACUGCAGUAGGAACGUGCUCAUUGCAGCACUGGAAUGCUUUGCUCUACAACAAACCAGUUUACAGGAGAUUUACAGAUGCCAUGACCAUACCAAAGCACGACGAGCCCAUGCAAGAGGUGACUAUCGGGUCUCGCGCCCCCCGGACCUGCCGGGAGAGGGCGUUCAACAAUCUCGAACCGAUAGAGAAUUUGUUUUUCGUCUCGGAGAUUGGGGCCUCACCCGUCAGCAAAUCUAAUUCUUCCCUGGCAUGGAAACUGCAGAUCCUUGCAUCACCCUGUGGACUCGACUCGACUCGACUCCAUGGGGUCUCAAGACCGGUCAAGUGGAGCUUCAGUACAGAGUUCCUUGUGACAAACUCCAUAACAGAAAAGGGACUAGUUACCACAACUGCUAGUUCCAUGUACCUUUAUCACAAAGAUUGUCAGAGAAAGUAAAAUAUAUUGGUAAUGGAG